AUGCGACGACUUUCGAGCAGUCUCCCGCAAUUUCAAGGACAGCGCGACAAUUGGAAGGAGAAGGGCGGACGAGGACCACGAUGGAUUCGAAAAGUGCCGUUUGCCGGCAGGAUACGAUCUAUCUAUGGACGAAUGGGAAGGAGGCUCAAGAUGAUUCUGCUCUUUAUCCUGGUGGCAACUCUCUGCUACACUAUUUUCUACACAACUCCCCUUGCCUACUACUGGCGAAGAUCGUUUGGUGGAGGUAACAAGUUUGUCAUCAUCCUGGGCGCAAAUGUUGGAGGAGGUGUGAUGGAGUGGAAGGGCGCCCGAGAAUGGGCGAUUGAGCGAGACAGCGUGCGAAACAAGCGAAAAUACGUCAACCGAUGGGGCUACGACUUGGAGAUUGUCGACAUGAGCACCAAGAAGAAGUAUGCGCACGAAUGGCGAGAGAGCUGGGAGAAGGUUGAUUUCGUUCGGUCAACUUUGAGGAAAUACCCCAAGGCAGAAUGGGUAUGGUGGUUGGAUUUGAACACCCUUGUCAUGGAGCCCUCAGUGUCGCUUCAAGACCACAUCUUCAACCAGCUCGAGCAAGUAGCUGAGCGUGACAUCAACUACUUCAACCCUCGCAACAUUUCGCAUCCGUUCACCGAUUCCUACCUCGAUGAGGUCUCGAGGAGCCCUGUCGGAGAUGGCAAUGCCAACUCGAUCAACAUGCUCAUGACGCAAGAUUGUGCCGGCUUUAACUUAGGGUCUUUCUUUAUGCGACGCAGCGAAUGGACCGAUCGACUCCUAGAUGUGUGGUGGGACCCAGUCACAUACGAGCAGAAGCACAUGCAGUGGGAGCACAAGGAACAAGAUGCGCUGGACCAGCUGUACCAGACACAGCCAUGGGUCCGCAAGCACAUCGGCUUCUUGCACCAGCGGAAGAUUAACAGUUUCCCACCUGGAGCUUGCAAUCCUGAUGGCGGUCCCAAGAACCCUCACAUCCAUUACGAUGAGAACCAGCGCGACUUCUUGGUCAACAUGGCAGGCUGCGAAUGGGGUCGCGACUGCUGGGGUGAGAUGUACUACUAUCGCGAAUUCAGCUACUGGCUUAAUCGCAAUCCUUGGGAGCGCUUCAAGGAGGAUCUCAUUGCGGUUAUUUGGUUCAAACUCACCGGCCAGAAGGUCAAGUUGUGA
This is a messenger RNA of Fusarium poae, 1161 nucleotides long. RefSeq lists its product as uncharacterized. Gene Ontology annotation, molecular function: glycosyltransferase activity. Gene Ontology annotation, cellular component: Golgi membrane. The transcript has 3 exons. The record is from RefSeq and is a predicted model, not a curated record. The coding region runs from base 1 to 1161 and encodes 386 amino acids. Gene Ontology annotation, biological process: protein N-linked glycosylation. Lineage: Eukaryota; Fungi; Ascomycota; Sordariomycetes; Hypocreales; Nectriaceae.